This is a messenger RNA of Trichophyton verrucosum HKI 0517, 1587 nucleotides long. RefSeq lists its product as uncharacterized. The record is from RefSeq and is a predicted model, not a curated record. The transcript is spliced from 2 exons. The coding region runs from base 1 to 1587 and encodes 528 amino acids. NCBI's taxonomy places the organism in Eukaryota, Fungi, Ascomycota, Eurotiomycetes, Onygenales, Arthrodermataceae.
AUGACCACCAUCACCACCGAACGAAGCCCAGUGCUCCUGAGAGCCACGAGCAUGACGGGGGGUAGCCCCCGGUUGUCCCUGAAGCGCGAAAUAUCUCCUCCAUCAGCCUCCGAUCCACAGCUUCUCCAUAUCCACGAGCGUCUGAACCAACUUGAUGCAAAAGUAUUCGACCUUCGAUCAUCUGCUCUGACCAAGGAGUCGUAUGUCGACCGCCGGAACAAGGAAGAUGAGUUCCUUCGACGAGAGUUUGAUCACCAGCGAGCCAUCACGGCUUCUAUUGAGGCUGUUGUUGGCAAGACCAGAUCAGACGUCUCCCACCUCAAGUCAUUGAAGACCGACCUCUCUUGCCUUGGAGCGGAAAUCUUCCAGCUCAGAACAAGCGUGAACCAUAUAUCUUCCAAGGAUGGAUUCUUGCAUUCAGAUAUCACCCAGAUUCGAUCCCAUCUCGACCAGCUGCAACACGAUGUUCAGCGUAUGCACUCUGACGUGUGCUCCACCAGGAUCGAUGUCAGCGGUGUUCAAGCUUCCGUCAGCCAGCUUAAGAUCGACCUCAUGACGAUGCAGAGAGAUACAAGACAACAGUUCAAGCAUAUGGAUCGAAUCAGGUUCAACUCGCUCGCAAUCACCGCACACGCUCCCAUCACCCCUGUCCCUGUUAUUGGGGAUGAUGGCUCGAUCAAAUUUCCCAGCUACUUCCCUCGAACCGUCUGGAACUUUUGGUGCUUGAAGAAAAUGAAUAGGGCACAUCGUCUUGUUGAACUCGCGGAGUUCUACCAGCUCGAAGGUUAUCAAUACUGGAGUCGCAUGGCGAGUCCUCAUGAAUCAACCUUUGCCGCAGACGGGUAUAUGAGCGAUGAUAGUGACUCCAGUGAGUUGCCAUCUGACAUCACUCGAUCCGAGGCUGCUCGCCUAUAUCCAGAAGCUUGUCACCAAGCUCUGGCAGCCACCUUGGGUCUCGUAUACUAUAAGAUCCGCAACGAGAUGGGUGAAGGCCGUCAUUCUCACCUCAUGCCUGCUCAUGCGGCUGCUCCCAAACGCACCCAGGAGGAAAUUGUAUCUCCACAAUCCUCUCCCAGACGCCGAAAGGUAGCUCGUCGUUCGCAAGACAUUGCAUCGCCAACAGGAAGCGCCCUUCCUCACAAGAUCAUCACCAAUUUCAUGACUGCUCCAGCCGGUGAUGCCAAGUCUAUUGUGUCCGAGGGACUCGACAAGCUCGUCUGGAACGUCGAACAGACCCAGAUCUCAGAGGAGACGAUGUCUAAGUUCUCAGACUUCGUCAGGGAUGAGCCUAACGCUCUGUUGCUCCUUCAAGCCCUCGAGCGUGGCCGUAUCAAGUUGCAGCCUAGCCAUAUGGAGCGAGCCCGCGUCUCUCCUACCGAGACGUCUUCCAAACGAAGCUUCAGGUCUGCAAAGCGUGGUCCGCACGAGUCUGGCUUGGGUGAGGCAAAGAGUGAUGAUUUUCCUAGUGAGAUGAACACCGUGCCAACCGAGAUCAUGUCUCCGCAUUCUGCCUCUCGGUCCGAAGCUGAGCAAGAAGACGAGGAUGAGGCUCCCCCUUCAUCAUCUCCCCCUGAAGCUAAGGAAUAG